This is a messenger RNA of Nicotiana attenuata, 414 nucleotides long. RefSeq lists its product as uncharacterized. The record is from RefSeq and is a predicted model, not a curated record. The coding region runs from base 1 to 414 and encodes 137 amino acids. The transcript is spliced from 2 exons. Gene Ontology annotation, molecular function: nucleic acid binding; RNA-DNA hybrid ribonuclease activity. Lineage: Eukaryota; Viridiplantae; Streptophyta; Magnoliopsida; Solanales; Solanaceae.
AUGACAGCUGAAUAUUACCUUUUAACAUAUCAAAAACUAAAAAACAAAUUUGUAACACCUCUAUACAUCAAAUGGCAUCCAGCAAAUGCUACUAACUACAAACUAAACAUUGAUGGGUCUUGCUCAUCUACCCAGCAAAAAUAUGGUAUUGGUGGAGUUUUUCGAAACCACCAAGGCAACUGGUUCAUGGGUUUUGCCGGCAAAUCAAACCUAGGUACAAGUGUUCAGACAGAACUCCUUGAACUACUCAUGGGGCUGAAACUUGUUGUGCAACAACAUAUCAAACCCAUCAUCAUUGAGAUAGACGCACAUGGAAUCAUCGAUAGUUUAGCCAAACAUGGAGCCAUGCAUGCACAUGAGAGCUGCAUACUUUUUGGAAAACCACCAUCUUUUGCAGAGCCUUCUUACCAGUGA